GGAUCCCACCUUUGAAGCGCGUGUCGCGUUCCGGAAGGCGGGGCUCUGAUAAUCGGGCACCGGACUCAGUCAAAGGCCAUAUUUGCAAUCUGAUGCCCGACACCGACCUCGAACAUGGAUGAGCCGCAAGACCACAAGAUUGCCGACCAAGCUGCCGAAGCGCCCUCUUUGCUAUUCUCAGACGACGAGCAGCGCGUCCUGGCGCUCUACGAUGAACUCCGCGACCUUGAGGUGAAGGUUGCCCUCAUCAAGGCACAGCAAAGCUACGCCCCAGAUGUCCCAGUACAAAAUACCAAAGAGAAUGUGCGACAGACACAACAGGACGCGGCAAAGGCGCGUGCCAGAUGGCUGCUGAGGAACGACAUCACAGACAACGUUAUCACGGCCAACCCGAUCCUCAAAGCGGUCCAUGGCAGCACGCAAUCCACGCCGAUUGAAUCUGAUCUCCUCCCUUACGUCCGCGCCCGCGACGCUGCCUCCAUCGCGCUUUCCAAGACAUCCUCCGACAUCCGUUCCGCUGUCGAUGAGCUCACCGAUGUCGAGGCCGAGAGCCUGCGCGUGGGCCGGCGCAACAUCGGGCUAGCGGCCGAAGUGCUGCGGCUGGCCACAGAGACGGAGAUGAGGCGAACGGGCGAGACGGACGACCCCGCUGUGCAGGCAGAGAUGGCCCGGCUGCAGGUUGAGCUUAAAGCCAGCAGGCAACGGUGGAAGGUUAUGAAGGGCACAGCUAGUGCCGUGGUCGUUGGCAGCGGCGUCGACUGGGCGAGAGAUGAGGUGCUGACGGACAUCGUGUUGGAUCCUGAGGAUGAGCGAUGAGGAAGGUCUUAAGUCAGAAGGACAUCGGCAGAUGUCCUCCCAGGUCGAGUGCAUUUGGACUGACGGCUCAACUAUGUCUCGAUUCUAUGGGAUGGCCAAGCACGCGCUAGACGGCAUGAUCCUGAGGCUGACUUGUAGUUGAUGAAUGGGCUCGGCUUGUACCACGCCGACAACCAAGGCCGUCUACCGUCCAAGACGACACGCAACGGUGAGAGUCACGCAACGUGAACGGUCUGUCAGGGGAAAGGGAUAAUGUUCGAACCGCCGGUAACCAUCGAUCGAUACCGAGGAGUCAACAACAUUUGCUUCAGUUCGCGAUGCACAGCACGUAGGAAGAUACGCCGGUACGGCCCGUCUCAGGCAAGUCACGAUGGCGAGAAACGCGAGCUGGCCAGCCCAGAUGGCAAACUCCGGAUCACGGGGCACUGCCCUGUCCUGCGCACGAUCGAUCAACCACCGUCCAUUCUCAAUUGCACAGCAAGGACAGCACUCUGCCAGACACUGCAUCGGCAGUUGAAGAAUCAUGUUUGGUCACCAAGCUCGCGGCCCCUGCCGUUCUCCACACGAUCCUCGCCACUCACAAGCUCCCAUGAAGCCUAACGGGGAUUAACGCGACUCGGGCGCUAUGGCCACCGCGAUGCCGAGCGGGCAAUCACGUGGGAGGAGCUUGGCCCCGAGAUCUGCUUCUGCGGCCAAUGCCUGAGCUGGAAAUUGUCUGCCGGCAUUUCAUUGCUGUCUGUACGGGUAGAAAAUAUACAAUAUGGAAAAGGGUCUUUGGUGUCUGAUUG
Colletotrichum destructivum is the source of this 1604-nucleotide messenger RNA. RefSeq names its product Putative centromere protein H. Bases 115 to 816 code for a protein of 233 amino acids. Gene Ontology annotation, biological process: mitotic spindle organization; chromosome segregation; kinetochore assembly. Lineage: Eukaryota; Fungi; Ascomycota; Sordariomycetes; Glomerellales; Glomerellaceae. The transcript has 3 exons. Gene Ontology annotation, cellular component: kinetochore; nucleus. Gene Ontology annotation, molecular function: kinetochore binding. The record is from RefSeq and is a predicted model, not a curated record.